CAGAACACCAAGAACAUCCUACGCCCGCAUUCGAAGCGACACCAACCGACGCGGAGGUGGCCACUCGAAAAUGAAUCUUUCAAAAGUAAAUAUGGCUGACGAUGUGCGGCAGGAGUCCUCAAAAUCACCCUCGGAUAACGCCAUUUCGGACGUCAAUCACGAUGAAGCGAUACUCGCUCAGGAGAAAGAGAUCGAACGCGAGAUUGCCGAACGCAUACCAUUGGUAGACACAAAGCAAGACCUGGAGAUCCUUGAGAAGGAGUAUGCCCUAGACGACGUAGUCUACCAGCAGAAAGUCAAGGACCUGCGCAGGAAGUACAGCCACAUCCGCAAGACGCGGCCAGACGGCAACUGCUUCUUCCGCGCAUUCAGCUUUGCGUACCUCGAAAGCCUGUUGAACGACAAGGAGGAGUACACAAGGUUCAAGAAGGUUGCCGAAAACAGCAGGGAGGACUUAGUCUCACUUGGCUUCCAGCGCUUCACCAUCGAGGACUUCCAUGACACCUUCAUGGAUGUUCUGAGAAGGAUCGAGAACAAAAUUAGCCUGGAGGACCUACUGAAGAUCUUCAACGACCAGGGCUACUCGGACUACAUAGUAGUGUACAUGAGGUUGCUAACGUCCGGGCAGCUCCAGAAGGAAGCGUCGUUCUUUGCGAGCUUCAUCGAUGGAGAACGGACGGUCAAGGAGUUUUGCAAGCAGGAAGUGGAGCCCAUGUACAAGGAGAGUGACCACAUCCAUGUUAUCUCGCUCACGCGCAACCUGGGCGUCGGCGUGCGCAUCGAGUACAUGGACCGCAACCUCAGCGGCAAGGUCAACACCCACGACUUUCCCGAAGACUGCGAACCUCGCUUCCAUCUGCUGUAUAGGCCGGGACAUUACGACAUUCUGUACCUCUCGUGACUCGCGACCAUUUCUGUCUGGGGGCGUCUCGUCAUCCUUUUUUUUUUUCAUUGUUUUUCUUGGGGAGAAAGAAGGAAAGGGGUGGGCAAAAGUUUGCGUGUGAUCGCGGCCCGCAUUUCAUUCACCUACAGCUUUUACAAGCAUUUCCGAAAUUCUGGAGAAGAAAGACAUUUCUUGUGUUCAGCAUUUCCUGUCUCUGUUGCAGAAUAUUUUGCUCGCCCUACUGAUGAGUUGUGGUGCUGAAAUGAAGUAGAGAUGAAUAUUUUGAGGCGUUGCUGAGGAAUUCGUGUAUCAAGUGAAAUGCAAAGCCUGCUGUGAGUUGAAACAGCUGAGCUAUAUUUUUGCUGUGCCAGGUUUUGUGCCAGAACACUCGCUUUGGUGAUUGUGAAGGUCAUUCCUGCAUCGGCAUGAAUGAGGGCUCAAAAUGUUUCACCAUGACAGUGCACCUCAUAUCCAAUUAGCUCCACUGCUGACUAGCCUCUUCUUUUCAAAAGCACGAAUCACCGGCUCCGUACCCAUGAAGGAAAAUAAUUUGUUUGCCAAGCUUAGCUGUGUUCUCAAACCUUCUGACGACUGUUGGGAAAGACCAUGGGAGCAUCCUGUGCCCCACGAUGCCCUUGUACUUAGGUCCCUCAUAUAAAUUGUACUUUUGCGACGUUCUAAAACAGCGGAUGGGAAGAAAAAUUGAUGCUGAAAUGCAAUGUCGUGUCUUGUACUGAGACUAUGUAAGCAACCCCAAUGCUAGGAAAGAGCGACUAUUGGGUUUUUUCAUUGCUUGGCAGCUUCGAACGGCUUGGAUUGGACACUGUUUAGGAGCCAUCUUCUCGUGAAUGUUUUAUGAUGGAAAUUCAGAUGAGUUUGCAACCACUUCGCCACCCAAAACCUAAUUUAUAAAUCCAUUUUCAUGUUUAAUUUAUGACAAACAGUGAAGAUUAGCUUGUGAAUGUUCUUUACAGCCUGACUGUGGCUUCACAGAGAGACAUGCAGGAUCGUAGCGUGCAAUUGUAUCACUCCACUCCCGUUUCCCGUUUCAGCUACAACUCUCAUGAAGAAUAACUUGAGAGUGUGGAAACGGCUUUCUAAUUGGCUCAUUGCUGUGUAAAGCCAUCAAAAUGUGUGGCUCUUACUGCAUUAUCUGAAUGUUGCUGGAAGGUAAUUCUGUUGACACAUUUGGAGUCUUGCGUUUUCUUUUCCUUCUCACUUUGAACUGCGAAACCUUGGAAAGCUUUUUUUUUUUUUUGAAACCUGUAGACACUCAUUGAUUAAAUUUAACAAUUUAGGGGUGACUUGUUCGAAGCAACGGCAUAAUGCAUCGGAAAGUAGCAAAAGAUGAUUGAUACAUUAAGUGUUGUUUUGGGAUGAGAAUUUCGUGCUCAGAAAAAGUUCCCAUGAAAACGCCCAUUUGCAGCCUUACCCUGUUGUGAUCAAAGCAGUUGUAAGCUGCCAAAUUAAGUUCCUCCAUGGUUGUCCGUAGCAGCUUGAUAUUAUAAGAUUUGAAAACAUGCCAAAAACGUUUUAUUGGUGCAACAUUUGACCUGAAAGUCUGGAUUAACCAAUUGGCUGACUUCCGCAUCUCUUCCGACCGUUUUUUUGCUAUAGCUAGCGGGUACGCCGCUGUACACUGUCACACUUUCACUGUCACACUUCAAUAUCAGAUGCUUGGAAGAGCUCGUUCCAUACUUGAGUUUUGAAAACUUGCAGAAAUCGCAAGAGUUUGUGCUGCAGUCUGUGUUGUCUGACAAUGGUUAAGGUGAGCGACAUUAUUCUGGCAUGAAUGCUUUGCACAGCAACUGUUUCAUUAAUUUUGGCCUUACCGUGGGGAGCUUGCAUCUUUUUGCGAGUGUUCGUAAGAGUGCAUAUUCCAGUGCGACAUGAAGAGAUUGCUCGGCCUAUUUGAGGCGUUAAAUGUUUUACUGGUUGUGCCAGAAGGGAGACGUUAACUUUGUGUAAUUUAAUUUUUUCUGAUUUUUUUCUGUGCUCUAUGAAAAGCCUUUGUUAACUUGUGUUUCAAUAAAGAGAGGGCUUUUUUUGCACUAA
Messenger RNA from Rhipicephalus microplus (southern cattle tick), 2938 nucleotides. RefSeq names its product ubiquitin thioesterase OTUB1. Gene Ontology annotation, cellular component: nucleus. Gene Ontology annotation, biological process: protein K48-linked deubiquitination. Gene Ontology annotation, molecular function: cysteine-type deubiquitinase activity; ubiquitin binding. NCBI's taxonomy places the organism in Eukaryota, Metazoa, Arthropoda, Arachnida, Ixodida, Ixodidae. The record is from RefSeq and is a predicted model, not a curated record.